Messenger RNA from Racocetra persica, 1872 nucleotides. The record is from the annotation of a GenBank genome assembly. Lineage: Eukaryota; Fungi; Glomeromycota; Glomeromycetes; Diversisporales; Gigasporaceae.
ACAAAUCCAAUACCUAUCGAAGAUAAAAUUCGUCAUAACCAAUUUGUUAAACAUGCAGUUGUCGUUGGAAAUAAUCGACCAUUAAAUUGUCUUUUAGUUGAACUCAAUUUCGAUAAUUUAAAAAAUACGCCUUUCUUGGAAAUCACAAAAAGUAUUAUUGACUCUGUUCAUCAAGCUAAUGUUGACUGUCCAUCACAUUCUCGAAUUUUUGACGAAAUGGUUUAUAUCUUACCUCUUGAAGGAAAAACCUUACCUAGAACCUUUAAAAAUAAUAUUCAACUAAAUGGAAAAGUUGUUCAGAAUGAGAAAUCCUUUUCUGAUCGUCAAUGGAAUGAAGAUUCCAUAAAAACUGUUGUAUUAGAUUCUCUUAAAUUAGCUAUUGGAGAUUCAUUUUCAUCAACUAACGAAGAGGAAACUUCAUUCUUUGCUCUUGGUCUAGACUCUUUAUCUGCAACCAAAUUACGAUCUAUUCUUCAAAAACAAUUUUCGGCUAUCAACCUUUCUCAUGAUGUGAUUUUCGAAUAUAAUACAUUCAAAAGUCUUACACAUUAUUUGACAAAAAAUUUAUUAAAAAACAACACUCAACAAAGUAUCGAAGAUGGCUACGAAGCAAAAUUACAAGCUCUUAAAAAUGAAGUGGAUUCAUAUAUCCAAAAAUAUAGUAAAACUGAUGAUUUUCCUUCCCAAGGAAACGUUAAUAAUGGAAUUAAUGAAAUCGUAAAUGAACAAAAUGGUGAAACGGUCCUUAUGACAGGAGUUACUGGAUCCCUUGGCUCUUUUCUCCUCCGUGAUUUGUUAAAAAAUCCAAAUGUACUUAAAGUUUAUUGUUUGGUGAGAGCGUCAGAUGAAAAUCAUGGAUGGACUCGAUUAAAGGAUUCAUUUGAACAACGUAAUUUGGAUACUUCAUUAUUAUCUAAGGAACGAGUUAUUAUUUUACCAAGUGAUUUGAGUGAUUCAAAACUUGGACAAACCGAAAAUAUUUAUUCAAAACUUGUACAUGAAACAACACAAAUUUAUCACGUCGCUUGGAGAUUGGACUUUAAUAGCAAAAUCGAAGCUUUUGAACGUGAAAGCAUCGGUGGAACUGUUCAUCUUCUUAUGCUCGCUCGUGAUGCAUAUGCUCAUCAUCAAAAUGUUCACUUUAACUUUACCUCAAGUAUCAGUACAACUAUUGGAUCAAAAACGAAUAUUAAAGAGGAUGAAUUACCUCAAGAUAUUGCAAAUGCAAUGCUUAAUGGAUACGGUUUAUCAAAAUUCGUUACUGAACAUGUAUCCGCAGAAUGGUCGCGAAAAAUUGGGUUUAAACUUGACAUUCAUCGUGUUGGACAAAUUUGUGGAGAUUCAGUUACGGGGGUUUGGAAUACUCGAGAACAUAUUCCACUUAUGAUAAAAGGUGCUCAAGUUAUGAAAGUUAUGCCGAAUUCAUAUUCUUCAAAUGUAGAUUGGAUUCCUGUUGAUGUUGCAUCUCAAAGCAUCAUUGAUAUUUCCUUGAACGCACCUUUUGAAAAUGAUGGUGAUUAUGUUCGAGUUAACCAUAUACUUAAUCCAAAGAUAACCACAUGGGAUGAAUUCUUAGAAUCUUUACAACAAAGCGGGAUAGAUUUUAAGAUUGUUUCAAACGAAGAAUGGUUAAACAUAUUAUUAAAUACUCCCGAAUAUCAAAAUGUGGAUAAAAACCCAGUGGUCGCAUUAUCGGGAUUUUUCGAAAAGGCUAUGAGCGAAUCAUCAGAUAAGAGCGAAAAACAUGAACCAUUAUUCGAAACACAUAAGUCAGUAAAUCGUAGUUUAGCACUUUCUAAUUGUCAAAAAGUUGAUGCUAAAUUAACCAAAUUAUUUAUUAAUAAUUGGAAAAAAAUUUCAUUCCUAGAUUAA